GAAUACGGUUUGAAAAUCAUUAGAAGGCAUUUGAAGUGUGCAAAACACGAAUAAAACAAUUUAGAAAUUACAAAUUAAAACUUAGAAAACGUAAAACUAAAUUGGUCAAUAUUAUUUUACCUAAUGUGUAAUACAGGAAUUUGAAUAAUCAACUAGUGAAAAUGUUAAAAAUUUGGAACUUCGCUUCUUCACAAAUCAGAUUUAAACAUACGAAAGUUCAUUGGUCAAAACUUCAGAAAAAAGUUACAGCCACCAAAAGAGCACUAGAUCAUUUUGACGAUUUUUAUAGCACAGUUUUCGGCAAUAGAUGGAAAAGUAUUCGGGUCGCAUUAUUAUCCCAACACAAAUAUGUUGCAUUAGUUAAUAUAUUUGGAGACUCAGAAAAUACGUGCAAAGCACUUGAAUUGCAAGGUGCAAUUAAUGUGAGAUCGCUCUUUAAUCUUGCACAAGAAAGAUUAAAAAAUAAUAUAAAUGAAGAUGUAAAAAAUCAAAUUAAUUUAGAUAAUACACUAGCAGCCAUAAUAAAGAAGCAAGAAUCAAAGGAAAUCGAAUCAAUGUACCCAGAAGAUGCCCAUGUUAAUUUACCAGAAAAAAUUUUUUAUAAAAGAGAUGAUAUAAAAGAGGCAAGUUACAGUACUAAGGAUGAGGCCAUACUUGAGGACAUAACAGAAUUUAAAAAACCGUUGGAGCAAAAAAUUGAGGAAAACUAUCAAAUUGAUGAAAGUCGUGUAAUUGAUUUUACACAAGGAUCUGCUGGUCUUCAUAAUUUUAUUCCAGCUACGCAAAUAAAAGGAAUGGAGAAUUGGGUUUUGGAAUCUGACCACUAUAAAUAUUAUUCAACCAAUUCAGAUUUUCCUUUAGAAAUACAAAUGGAAAAUGAGAUUAAUUUUCCAGAAACGUUAUCUUUAUAUACGUACGAGAAAGGAAAUUGUUCCACUUUUAUACCACCUUAUAAUUGUGAAACUGGAGUUUUAUCACAUUUUUUAAUGGAUGGUUCUUCGAUUUUACCACCACUAGUUUUGGACAUAAAGCAUGGAGAUAAAGUUUUAGACGCAUGUGCCGCACCAGGAGGCAAGUCUUUAUUAAUGUUGCAGACACUUUAUCCAGAAGUUUUAGUUUGCAACGAUGUUCAAAAGUCUCGAGUCGGUAGAAUAUAUGAAGUGAUGAACCAAUAUAUUUUUGAUUUUGAAGAAAAAUGGAUAAAUCAAAACCGAUGUAUAAUUCAAAAUUAUAACGCUUUAGCGUUAGACGAAUACGAGAAAUACGAUAAAGUUUUAGUAGAUGUGCCUUGUACAACAGAUCGCCAUAGCUUGGCGGAAGAUGAUAAUAAUAUAUUUAAACCCGGAAGAAUUAAAGAACGUCUUAAAAUACCGGAACUACAGUCAAGAAUUCUUGCCAAUUGUUUAAGACUUGUCAAACCCGGAGGUAGUUUGGUAUACUCCACAUGUAGUUUGAGUCCAGUUCAAAAUGAUGGGGUUGUACAUAUGGCUUUACAAAAUUUAUUUGUCGAACAUGGGCUUACCUUUAUCGUAAAAGAUUUAAGUUUGGUUGUAAAAUGUUUUCAGGAUAUUUUUAAAUUUGAAAAUUCUAAAAAUUUGAAAUACGGACAACUUGUUCUACCUUAUUUGCCAGCUAAUUUUGGACCAAUGUAUUUUUGUAAAAUGACAAGAAUUUAAAUGAUAAAAAUAAACACAUAAAUACAAGCGAUUCUUAUGA
Condylostylus longicornis is the source of this 1716-nucleotide messenger RNA. RefSeq names its product 5-methylcytosine rRNA methyltransferase NSUN4. Gene Ontology annotation, molecular function: methyltransferase activity. The record is from RefSeq and is a predicted model, not a curated record. The coding region runs from base 162 to 1676 and encodes 504 amino acids. The transcript has 4 exons. Gene Ontology annotation, biological process: RNA methylation. Lineage: Eukaryota; Metazoa; Arthropoda; Insecta; Diptera; Dolichopodidae.